GGGACAUUUUAGGUUUUGCUGUUAUGAUUAAACAUCUCUGCAAGAAGUGGAGCCACAGUUUCCUUCUUUAACACCUCAGCCUUAUCUUCCAGUUCUUUCUUCGAGUCACAAAACAGGUGACAAUGUCUCGGGCACUCACCAGAUCUGCUCCAAGUGAGCUCAAUCACUGGUGGAGCCAGCUGAGGUUUCGCCUUCAGAACAAGAAAGGAUGGAAUGAGAUGUUGGAUGAGACAUUUCUGCUCCACACCAAACAAAUGAAUGAGAUUCCUCUCUUUUAUGCGGCUAAAAACAAUAGUGAGGGCUGCAUCAAGAAACUGCUAAGUUGUGCAUCCACUAACAUCUUCGAGCGAGGUGCUCUGGGGGAGACGGCACUUCAUAUCGCCGUGAUGAACGAAAACCAGGACGCUGCUGUGGCACUGAUGGAGGGAGCUCCUGAACUCAUCAAUGAACCCAUGACCUCUGAACUUUUUCAAGGUGUUACUCCUCUUCACAUUGCUGUGGUGAAUCAGAACAUCAAUCUGGUCCAUCAGCUGAUCAGCCGUGGUGGAGAUGUGGUAAACCCCAGAGUCACCGGCCUCUACUUCAGGAAGAGGAUCAGUGGUCUUAUAUACUACGGAGAGCACAUCCUGUCAUUUGCUGCAUGUACUGGGAAUGAAAACAUUAUCUCCAUGAUCAUUGAUGCUGGAGCCAGUACCAGAGUCCAGGAUUACCGUGGUAACACAGUGCUUCACAUUUUGGUUCUGCAGCCCACUAAGACAAUAGCUUGCCAGAUUAUGGACCUGAUUAUGGGACACGAUGCAGAGUUGGACCAAACAAUGCCACUAGACAUGGUGACCAACUACAGAGGCCUUACUCCUUUCAAACUGGCAGCCAAAGAGGGAAACAUUGUGGCUUUUCAGCACUUCGUUAACAAAAGGCGAGUCGUCCAGUGGUAUUUGGGCCCUUUGACUUCUAACCUGUAUGACCUGACUGAGAUCGACUCAUGGGCUGACAAUAUGUCAGUGCUGGAACUAAUCGUGGGCAGCCCACAGAGAGAGGCAAGAAGGGUAUUGGAAGUGACCCCUGUGAGACAGCUGGUUAGUCUUAAAUGGAACCUCUAUGGGAAACAUUAUUUCAGGCUGCUAAUGCUGCUCUACCUGCUGUACAUUGGGACCUUCACUCUGUGUUGUGUAUAUCGCCCUCUAAAGAAUGCUCCAGAGAACUACACACAGUCAGACAUGGACAAAACCAUCCUAGUCCAGAAAACACUUGAGGAGAGUUAUACAACCUAUGAGGACAGCUUGCGGCUGGUUGGAGAGAUAAUCAGUGUUCUGGGAGCUUUUGCCAUCCUUUUGCUUGAGAUCCCUGAUAUACUGAGAGUAGGAGCAAAGCGUUACUUUGGCCAGACAGCACUGGGAGGCCCUUUCCAUGUCAUCCUUAUCAGUUAUGCGUGCUUGGUGGUGCUGCUGUGCGUGCUCAGAGUCAGCGGGCUGAACGGAGAGGCUGUGGUGAUGGCUCUGUGUUUAGUCCUGGGCUGGAGCAAUGUCAUGUUCUUCGCCCGAGGUUUUGAAACGCUCGGCCCUCAUGUCAUCGUGAUACAAAAGGUUAUAUUUGGAGAUCUGACCAAGUUUAUGUGGCUGAGUUUCAUUAUGCUCAUUGGUUUUUCCACUGCCUUGUGGGUGGUCUACAUGACCCAGAAGCCUGGGUCGUUGCCUGCAUAUCGUUCCUUUCCCAUCACUCUCUUCUCUGAGUUUGAGCUCAGUUUGGGCCCCAUUGACCUGCCAGUGGACCACACCAUCACUACGCCCUCCAUCGUCCAUGUCCUGCACUGUGCCUUCUCUGUGGUGUCUUGCAUUCUUCUACUUAAUCUACUGACAGACAUGAUGAGUGACACACAAGGGAGGGUGGCUGAAGAGAGAGAUGAGCUCUGGAGGACUCAGGUGGUAGCCACGACUCUGAUGCUGGAAAGGAGGUUGCCUCGCUGUCUUUGGCCACGGCUCGGGGUGUGUGGCCUCACCUAUGGCUUGAAGAACUGUUGGUAUCUCCGUGUUGAGGACAGAAAUGACCCAAUGGUGCUAAAGUUGCAACCCUACAUCGAAGCCUUUUCCAAAGAAGAGGAAAACGGCAAAAUAAAAGAAACAUUGGGGAAGACUGAUACAAUAAAGGGAUCAAUGUCAGGAACCCCCAAGCUGAGACCCAAACGAAGGAGUUCUCUGACAGGCUGGCAGCUGAUCCGCCACCGUGCUUUGGGUUUGGACAUGGAGCAGGAGGAAGACCAAGUCAUCAAAUACGUCUAGGUCUCUGUUCUCUGUGUCACCUCCAGUUAUUCUGCAGUCUACUGUACAUAUUAGCAUUCUGUGCACAAGCGUUGGUUAGUAUCUUAAAUAACUAUCUUUUGAAUUAUUCAAUCUGGUUCAAAGACAAUAAAUUAUCGCUGAAUGUAAAUAAAAGUCUAAUUUUAUGUUAUUUGCUGGCAAUAAAAAAUUUAAUCAUGGUUUAAUGAAAAUUUGCAUCAACAGUGAAGUAACAUCAAGGGUCUUGGGUGUGUGGAUAGAUGAGAAACUGUGUUGGAAAGAACAUAUUGAUCAUGUUUGUAAAAAAAUAACCAAGUUAACAGGAAUCAUAAGCAAAAUAAGACAUUUAGUACAUCACAAAUGUCUUUUAACAUUAUAUUACAGUUUAGUUUAUCCCUAUUUAAGUUAUUGUAAUAUUGUAUGGGGAAGUACCUUUGCAACUUAUAUAAACAAAAUAUUUCUUCUACAGAAAAAAAUUGUUUGAAUAGCUACUGCUGCUCUGUUUUUUAAAUUGCAGCUCUUAAAUAUCUUCCACAUAAAGAUUUUCCUGACCUGUACUUUUGUUUUCAGAGCUCUCUAUGAUAUUAAGUGGCCUUCCUUCAUCAAAUAUAAUUUUGUGCAUAACCAUCAACU
Messenger RNA from Thalassophryne amazonica, 2906 nucleotides. RefSeq names its product transient receptor potential cation channel subfamily V member 5-like. Gene Ontology annotation, cellular component: membrane. Lineage: Eukaryota; Metazoa; Chordata; Actinopteri; Batrachoidiformes; Batrachoididae. The transcript has 17 exons. Gene Ontology annotation, molecular function: calcium channel activity; protein binding. Bases 123 to 2276 code for a protein of 717 amino acids. The record is from RefSeq and is a predicted model, not a curated record. Gene Ontology annotation, biological process: calcium ion import across plasma membrane.